GCCACCGGAAAUGGGCUAUAUAAGCCCACCACCCGCCUCGCCUCUGCCAAGUGCUCAACCUCCCACGCUCAGAAACCCAGAGCCAGAGCAGAGCCAAACCCCCGAGAAACCUGUGCCCUGCCACGUGCUCUCGCCGCGCCCCGGACCCGGAGUAGCAUCGCGCAUGUCCGCCAUGGCCGCCACCGGAGCAGCGCUGCGGCUUCGCCUCCUGUUCCGGAUGCUGAGGGUGGGCGAGCUCAUCGCCCUCGCGGCGCUCCUGUCGUGGUCCUCCUCCCGCGCGCCGUCCGUGGCCGCCGCCGCGAUGCGCGUCGCGGGCUCGCUCCUCUUCAGCCCGCGAUUCGUGUUCGUCCUCGGCAACGCCAUCGUGCUCCUCCUCCUCGCGCUCUCCAGGCGCGAGCGUGUGGAGCCGUCCCCGGCCUCGUCCUCUGCUGGCGUCGGUGUGGAGCAGAGCCAGGCCCCCGCCGCCAGCUUCGCUUCGUUCGCCGCCCCAACGGCGCCGACGCCGACGCCGAUGCCGACGCAGGCAAGUGAAGCGGCCGUGGUGGCACUGCCGGCCAUGGCGAUGGCGACGGUGCCGGAGGAGGAGGAGGAGGUGGUGAAGCCGGUGGUGUCGGUGACGACGCGCGCCGUGAGCAAGGCCCGCGCGCCGAGGCGGACGCGGUCGGAGAAGAUGGGCCGGCGCGGCGAGCUUUCGAGGCGGUCGGCGUCGCCGGAGCCGCUGCCGCUGAUGCGGCGGUCGGAGUCGGACAACGGGCGCAGGCGGCGGUCGUCGGUGACGGCGCGGGACGUGGCGGAGGUGGGCGUGGCGCGCGGGUGGGCCGGCUCGGACGACGCGGAGGAGUUCCGGCGCACCGUGGAGGCGUUCAUCGCGAAGCAGACCCGGUUCCGGCGCGAGGAGGAGUCCAUGGCCGGCACGCUCGUCCUGGUCGAAUAAGUUUCGUCGGUGGCGUCGUCUCCUCGGUGAUGGUCGGGACCUGGUCGGAGACACUAUGUGCAAAGUACAUAAGGAAGAAGAAGAAGAAGAAGCUCUCGUCUCGUUGCCUCGCUCACUAGUCAGUCACUAGCUAGCUCAGCUAGGAGAGUUCGGUCAUGGCCAUGGGCACGCCUUCUUUUCUGGCGAGGCACGCACGGGCAUGGCAGAGUGGGUGCACAUGGGACGGGUGCGACGUGGUAUUACCGCGGCCGUCGGAUCGCCGGGAUCCGUUGGGCCGGGUCGCUCGUGGUGCUGAAUUUACUUGCUGUAGCGGACGGAACCAUGGGUGAAGAUGUCUCUCUCUUCUGCAUCGCCGGUUCAAAAACCUUGAAAUAAAAAGUACUCCCUCUGUAAACAAAUACUAUAAGACUUUGUAGAUCAGUGCAGAGGGGAGUGUAUAGUAGAAGCGGUUUGUGAUUCGGAAGGGAACACGCAUGGUAAAAUCUCCAUUUUUAA
This is a messenger RNA of Triticum dicoccoides, 1429 nucleotides long. RefSeq lists its product as uncharacterized. The record is from RefSeq and is a predicted model, not a curated record. Lineage: Eukaryota; Viridiplantae; Streptophyta; Magnoliopsida; Poales; Poaceae. The transcript has a single exon. The coding region runs from base 11 to 934 and encodes 307 amino acids.